AAAAGGAAACGAAUAGAUGUUAUUUUGCAUAAAGUCAGCACUAAGUUAAAAGCUAAACCAGGAAGGAAGUUACAACCACUAUGCUAGAUGGGUGUGCUUCAGUGACAUGUGCUUGCUUUUGAGAAAAUCAGAACUCUACAGAUUAGUACUAGCAAUAAUUACCAUGUUUAUUUUAUGUUUACCUGAAUUUUUCAAAAUCCAUGAAGCGAACACUGUAAUGGUGUCAUGCGUGGAUACCUGUUCAUCAAAUAACACCACAUUUCCACUUUGUACUUUUAACAAGUCUUGCAAAAGAUCACUGCAACAAAGAAGAGAAAACCAGACUAUUUUACUGAAGGCCUUUGUAAACCAUUCCAGUUUCCAAAAUAUUCCAUGUAUUUGCCAGUCCUCCGGGAGGGAACAACAGUCCCCUACUAAACACACAGAGUGUGAAUCCAAGAGAGAUGUGAAUGUUGAUCAUCAAGGAUCAGGGUCAGUACCUAAAAAAAGUCCAAAAGCAAAAGGCUCACUUGAAGUGAAAACAAAAGAUGUUAUUUAUUUUUAUAAAUAUUUUAAUUUUACUACAGUUUCCGAGAAAGAAGAAGUAGAGCAUAAUACUUACUACCUGCUGGAAAUCCACAUCAACAAUUCUAUAGUUGGAGGAAGAAAUGCAGCUGAAGAAUACCUAAAUCAUUCCUGUCUAGUGGCAAUGAUGGAAGACCAAAAUGACUGUAUAAACAUUUCACUGCAGCUGAAGUCUUAUGUGGAAUAUCCAAUGUGUAUGGCGAAGAUCAUUUGGCUCACUAUGAUUCUGGUAUUUUUUGUGUUUACGAUUUCAGUCGUCAUCUACAAAAUAGUCCAAGACAAUGAACAAAACUAUUAUAAACACCGAGUAGCAGCAGUUUCUACUAUGCUAAGAAGAAAGAGUUCUAGACAUUCAGGAAGAACCAUAUCUGCUACUAAAAUUCAUCCUUUUCCUGUGACAAUCAGCAAACAACAGAUUCCAUUUACUGCACAGACCACAAAGAUACUGCCCAUAAUUCCUGAACAAGAGUAUUGUCACGUGGGUGCAUCAACUGUAGAAGGUUAA
This is a messenger RNA of Nipponia nippon (crested ibis), 1069 nucleotides long. The record is from RefSeq and is a predicted model, not a curated record. NCBI's taxonomy places the organism in Eukaryota, Metazoa, Chordata, Aves, Pelecaniformes, Threskiornithidae.